This is a messenger RNA of Eufriesea mexicana, 1685 nucleotides long. RefSeq names its product major facilitator superfamily transporter 16 (gene MFS16). Gene Ontology annotation, molecular function: transmembrane transporter activity. The coding region runs from base 36 to 1685 and encodes 549 amino acids. The transcript has 9 exons. NCBI's taxonomy places the organism in Eukaryota, Metazoa, Arthropoda, Insecta, Hymenoptera, Apidae. The record is from RefSeq and is a predicted model, not a curated record. Gene Ontology annotation, biological process: transmembrane transport. Gene Ontology annotation, cellular component: membrane.
UUCAAUAUAUUUUUAAUAUCCAAUUAAGCUAAUUAAUGACAACAAGAAAAUAUACUUUAACAAGUAUGGCUGGGCCACUGAGAGAUCAACCAUGGGGUUUGCGAGCUAUAGAACAUUUAGUUUCUAAAUGUUAUCCUCACCAUCGUGUCAAUCGAAUGGCAUGGCAUCAAGGUGGUAUUCUAGUACUGACAUAUUUGGCAUAUACUUGUUAUCAUAUGACACGGAAACCUAUGUCUGUUGUAAAAAAUGUACUGAGCCUUAAUUGUAGUACUUUAUCACCACCACCAAACUUUUUGAUCAAUAAUAGUAAUCGAGAUACAUGGUGUGAUUGGGCUCCAUUUGAUACUGCAGAUGCUCCAGCAUUACUUGGCAUGUUAGAUUCAGCAUUCUUAUUUGCAUAUGCAGCAGCCAUGUUCUUCAGUGGUUUUAUAGCAGAAAGAGUAAAUUUACGAUAUUUUCUUGCAUUUGGCAUGCUUACAUCUGGUAUAUCGUGUUAUCUGUUUGGUAUUGCUAGGCCAUAUAAUAUCCAUAGUUUGUGGUAUUUUGUUUUGAUUCAAGCGAUUGGUGGUGUCUUCCAAACAUCAGGUUGGCCUGGUGUAGUUACAGUUGUAGGAAAUUGGUGUGGAAAGGAAAAACGAGGAUUAAUCUUUGGAAUAUGGAAUUCUCAUACAUCAUUAGGAAACAUUAUGGGCAGUUUAAUAGCUGCUGCAUUUGUGGAAUUUGAUUGGGGUUUAAGUUUCAUGGUACCUGGAAUAAUAAUGGGUUUAGCAGGAUUUAUAAUAUUCCUAUUUUUAGCACCUAACCCUAUAGAUGUAGGAUGUAUACCACCUAUCUCACCUAGAUAUAGAAAAUUUGAUGCUGCUCAUAGCUCAGAUGAGGGAAGUGGUGCCGAUGAUUGUGAAAAUUUAUAUAAUGAUGCAGAAGAUCGUCUGAUCUAUCGCUGUGCCUACCGCGAACAAGUCGAUGUUGACGAUGCAAAUUUACGAUCUGAAACCAGUCCAAUACUGCCAAGGCAUAGACAUGUACAAGAAACUCAUAGAGGAAAUGCAAUUGGAUUCAUAGAGGCUAUGAUGAUUCCUGGAAUCAUAGAAUAUUCUCUUUCUUUAUUUUUUGCAAAAUUUGUGAGCUAUACAUUCCUGUAUUGGUUACCAUUGUAUAUUGCAGCUUCAACUACUUAUGGUGCAAUGUUAAGCGCAGAUCUCUCUACUCUAUUUGAUGUUGGUGGUAUCAUAGGUGCGAUAGCAGCUGGUGUUUUGUCAGAUUAUAGUGGUAUGAGUGCAUUAAUAUGUGCAGUCAUGUUUGGAUUUGCAGUUCCUAUGUUAUUCAUAUAUGACUACAUUGGAAGCACUGAUUUGGUAACCAACAUAGUAUUACUACUAAUAGCUGGCCUAUUAGUAAAUGGACCUUAUGCUUUGAUAACAACUGUAGUAUCUGCUGAACUAGGAACUCAUCCCAGUUUAGGACACAAUUCUAAAGCUUUAGCUACAGUUACUGCAAUUAUUGAUGGUACAGGCAGUAUUGGAGCUGCUGUUGGUCCAUUAGUAGUAGGAGUAGUAGCACAUUGGAUUGGAUGGCAUAAUGUAUUUUACAUGCUGAUGAUUGCAGCUAUGAUGGCAUUAUUGUUUUUAUCAAGGUUAGUUUACAGAGAUAUACAAGUAUAUAGACGACGGCGAAUAACCGUUUAA